AUGUAUACGCAAUUUGAUGAGAAAGACCCCAACUAUUUGGAUCUCCAGUCAGGGGCACCUCACCGUGAUCUAUUGCCGCUAGAUAUCAUACGUACAUCCACACAGCUUUCGCUGGACCAGUCGUUAUGGCCCCCUUCAUUGAAUGGUCUCUCUCUACAGGACUAUGCCUUGCAGUAUAGUCCCAAUGAUGGCAGCCCAGAAAUCCGGGAAUCUAUUGCUUCUACGCUUUCAGGCUCGUACUCAAACCAAAAGGACCUGGUAAAAGAACGGAUCAUGCUGCACACGGGCGCUAGUCAAGGCCUUAUGACUCUUCUUACGUGGCUUCAAGUACCGACUAGUUCUCAGCAUAAGAAUAAGCGGCCCCUGCCACAUCUGUACCUACCAACAACAACGUACUUUAUUGCCUUGUCCAUGUUUCAGGAAGCUGGUAUCGAUAUGGACAAGGAUGUGACGAUCGUGGAUGAGCAGAACGAUGGAAUCAAUCUUGUUGUUUUGGAAGAAGAAUUAAAAAAGCGCACGAAUCUGGAAAGCGAUGCCAAAUAUGAUGGUCUUUUAUACCUUAUUCCAACGCACGCAAACCCGACUAGUACUAUCCUAUCAGAUGAGAAACGUCGUCAGCUUGUGGCACUUGCUCAGCAGUAUCGGCUUCUUGUCGUCACGGAUGACGUAUACGAACUCCUGACAUUUCCACCGCAUGCCUCUGCAGUUCCUCCUAGGCUGGCAUGGUAUGAUAUGAAAUAUGGAUCUGGCAAGAACGUGAUUGGCAACAACUCUUUUUCAAAGGUGCUUGGCCCUGGUCUUCGUGUAGGCUAUUAUGAAGCCGAUCCAAGUAUUCUGCAAGAACUCUAUUCGCUGGGCUGGAUUGAGUCUGGUGGCUGUCCUUCCAACUUUGCAUCGCGAAUGCUGCUUCCUCUAUUUUGCGAAGCGCUUACCCCGCAUUUCCCACAGGUUUCAUCGUCGCGUACCGCACUUGAGCAUGUGGUUUCGCAAAUACAAUCUUCGCUGGAAGCACGGUGCCAGUAUCUUAUUGACGCAAUCGAGGAGUACUUAUUCCCGCUAGGUUUUACGCUCCCUUACGGUAAACCCUGCGGUGGUUAUUUUCUUUUCCUUGGCUUGCCGUCCUCUAUGGAAGUGGCUACAGUGUUACAGGCUUUGGAGGAUGUCAAAAUUUAUGUAUCCACAAGCAAAAAUUUCUGCGUACAGCCUUCCAAACUGAAACAAGCGCUUGGAAUUGACUGUCUCCGGAUCUCAUUCACGUUUUACAACCAGGCAUUGCUGCGGCCACGCCUGGCUCGCUUGGUGGAGGUCUUGCAACCGUAG
Molecule: messenger RNA, 1320 nt
Organism: Malassezia pachydermatis
Lineage: Eukaryota; Fungi; Basidiomycota; Malasseziomycetes; Malasseziales; Malasseziaceae
Product: aminotransferase
Exons: 1
Coding region: 1-1320 (439 amino acids)
Biological process (GO): biosynthetic process
Molecular function (GO): L-2-aminoadipate:2-oxoglutarate transaminase activity; pyridoxal phosphate binding
Source: RefSeq, a predicted model, not a curated record